Molecule: messenger RNA, 1936 nt
Organism: Lepus europaeus (European hare)
Lineage: Eukaryota; Metazoa; Chordata; Mammalia; Lagomorpha; Leporidae
Gene: ODAD3
Product: outer dynein arm docking complex subunit 3
Exons: 13
Coding region: 81-1898 (605 amino acids)
Biological process (GO): cilium movement; outer dynein arm assembly
Cellular component (GO): cilium
Source: RefSeq, a predicted model, not a curated record
GCUGACCGCUCCGGCACAGGGGCGACUGACCCGGCCGCCCCGCUGACCCCCUCCCGGGGACCCUGGUCCCCCACCCAGUCAUGACGUCUGCCCUGUGCCUGGCGGCCUCUGCCAAUGCCCUGAGUGCCCAGGAGCAGGCCCUGACGGCCACUUCCAAGGCCAGGGCCAGUAAGUAUUCGGUCAAGGACAGCAGGUCUCCCACCAAGCGGGGCCACCCGCGCGGUCAGGGUGUGGCACAGGCCUGGCCCGCGCACCGUUCCAAGUCGGCCUCCCUGCGCUCCGGGGCGCUGAACCCCAAUGUGCAGUCCCAGGUGCUGGAGCUCCAGAAGAAGAUACAGCUGCUAGAUUGUGACCGGAAGGCCUUUGAGGAGAGCUCCCAGUGGAACAUCAACAAAAACCAGGAUGUCAUCCACCAGCUCCGGGAGGAGACCAAGGCGCUACAGCUCCAGCUGUCGGACCUGCUGCAGGGAGAUGAGAAGGUGGUCCAGGCAGUGAUGCAGGAAUGGAAGGCAGAGCGGCCCUACCUGCAGAAGAGGACGUGCCAGCAAGCCCUGGAGCACCUGGACCGCCGGCUGAGCGAGAAGGUGAAGCAGCUCAACGCCGCGCGCCACCAGGUGUCGCUGCGGCAGAAGUGGCUGGAGGAGCUCCAACUGCGCCACAGCCUGCGCCAGCUGGAGCUGACCGACGCGCAGGACAGCAACACGGAGGUGGCCAAGACCGUGCGCAACCUGGAGAACCGGCUGGAGAAGGCGCGGAUGAAGGCGCAGGAGGCGGAACACAUGACCAAGGUGUACACGCGGCUCAAGGAGUACCUGCAGGAGGAGAGCCUCCACAUGGGCAGCCGGUUGGACUCCAUGGAGGCGGAGGUGGUGAAGACCAAGCAGGAGCUGGAGGAGCUGCACGUGGUCAACCAGGAGGCCCUCAACGCCCGGGACAUCGCCAAGAAUCAGCUGCAGUACCUGGAGGAGACCGUGCUGCGGGAGCGCAAGAAACGCGAGCGCUACAUCAGCGACUGCAAGAAGCGCGCCGAGGAGAGGAAGCUACAGAACGAACGCAUGGAGCGGAAGACCCAGCGCGAGCACCUGCUGCUGCAGUCGGAGGACACCAUCCAGGAGGGCCAUAGCGGGAAGGGCGAGGAGCUGCGGCGGCGCUGGAGCAUGUACCAGAUGGAGCUGAUCUUCGGCAAGGUCAAGGACGCCACGGGCGCCGCCGAAACGCACUCGGUGGUGCGGCGCUUCCUGGCCCAGAGCGACACCUUCGCGCAGCUGCAGGCGCUCAAGAGCGAGAACGAGCAGACGCUGGGGACGCUGAGGCAGGAGAAGCAGAGGCUGCAGCGGGAGUUCGAGAACCUCAAGUACUCGGGCGAGGCCGUGCUGGUGAGCCAGCAGAAGCUGCAGGCCGACAUGCAGGGCCGCCUCCAGGCCGAGGAGCAGCGGCGAGGCGAGGCGCAGGGGCAGCUGGAGCGCACCUUGCGGGCCAUGCAGACCGCCAAGGAGUGCUUGGAGCACCUGGCCGCCAAGCUGGACCACGUCACCCUGGAGGACGGGCGCCUGGCGGGGAAGGAGUUGGACCCCAAGGCCGCCGACUAUCUGCCCAGCCUGCUGGGCCUCGUGGAGGAGAAGCUACUGAAAGUGCAGAAGCAGCUGAGCAGCCACGACAUCCCGGAGCUGCUGCGGCACAUCGCCGCCCACGAGUUCUACACCACCUUGGAGGGGAACCUGCCCCAGUACAACACCCGCAUCCCCCUGCCCCUAGCCGGCUCCAAGGACAAGUACUUCGACGAAGAGGAGAGCGAGGACGAGGACAACGACGUGGUGACCCGCGCUUCGCUCAAGAUGCGCUCCCAGAAACUCGUGGAAACCCGCAGCAAGAAGCGCAGCCGUCCGCGGAGGUCCUAGACGCGCCUGCGCGCCCACCCGGCGCCGCCCAGGCCCCU